This is a messenger RNA of Odontomachus brunneus, 692 nucleotides long. It is a transcript of the gene RpL21, whose product is annotated as 60S ribosomal protein L21. Gene Ontology annotation, cellular component: ribosome; cytosolic large ribosomal subunit. Gene Ontology annotation, molecular function: structural constituent of ribosome. The record is from RefSeq and is a predicted model, not a curated record. The transcript is spliced from 2 exons. The coding region runs from base 182 to 661 and encodes 159 amino acids. Gene Ontology annotation, biological process: translation. NCBI's taxonomy places the organism in Eukaryota, Metazoa, Arthropoda, Insecta, Hymenoptera, Formicidae.
UUUCCAUCUAUCUUCAGGAAUACACCAAUCAGAACAGAAUAUUUUUAUCUAGCAAGCUAACCUGCACGAAACAAGUAUCGUGUGUCGCAGCCCAUGAUUCCUCUCUUCUUUAUGUCGAUGAUUUCAAGUCCUUUCUUCCGUAACAGCAGGAAAACCAAUUCGUUCUCAUUGAACUAUUAAAAUGACCAAUUCAAAAGGUUAUAGACGAGGUACUAGGGAUUUGUUCUCACGCAAGUUCCGCAAACAUGGAACCAUCCCACUAUCAACAUACAUGAAAGUGUAUAAAGUCGGCGAUAUUGUCGAUAUUAAAGGCAACGGCGCUGUACAAAAAGGCAUGCCGUAUAAAGUAUAUCACGGUAAGACCGGCCGUGUAUUCAACGUCACACCUCAUGCCUUGGGUGUUAUUGUCAACAAGAGAGUUCGCGGACGUAUUAUUGCCAAAAGGAUUAACGUACGCAUAGAACAUCUCACACACUCCAAGUGCCGUGAAGAUUUUCUAAAAAGAGUUAAAGAAAAUGAAAGAUUAAGGAAAGAAGCAAAGGAGAAGAAUGUACGCGUUCAGCUAAAAAGGCAGCCAGCUGAACCAUCAAAAGCACAUAUAGUAUCAGGACGUGAGGCACCCAUCUUGCUUGCGCCAAUUCCUUAUGAAUUUAUUGCAUAAAUAUUGAAUAAAGAUGUUUUCAACAUAUAAA